Molecule: messenger RNA, 279 nt
Organism: Kalmanozyma brasiliensis GHG001
Lineage: Eukaryota; Fungi; Basidiomycota; Ustilaginomycetes; Ustilaginales
Product: Ribosomal protein S19/S15
Exons: 2
Coding region: 1-279 (92 amino acids)
Biological process (GO): ribosomal small subunit assembly; translation
Cellular component (GO): ribosome; cytosolic small ribosomal subunit
Molecular function (GO): RNA binding; structural constituent of ribosome
Source: RefSeq, a predicted model, not a curated record
AUGCUAUCAACAUCAAUACUCAGGUCACGCUCUGCGUGGAAGGGCCCUUUUUUCGUUGCAUUCCCCAACCUCGCCGAGGCGCUCAAGAACAACACCGCCAUCCGUACCAACGCAAGGAGCUGCACCAUCUUGCCCAACUUUGUCGGCCUCAAGUUCCUCGUGCACAACGGCAAGCACCACAUCCCAUUGACCGUCACCGAAGAGAUGGUCGGACACAAGCUCGGCGAGUUUGCACCAACAAGGAAACCUUUCCGAUACAGGCUCACCAAGAACAAGUGA